This is a messenger RNA of Prunus armeniaca (apricot), 11010 nucleotides long. NCBI's taxonomy places the organism in Eukaryota, Viridiplantae, Streptophyta, Magnoliopsida, Rosales, Rosaceae. The record is from the annotation of a GenBank genome assembly.
AUGACAACCCUAAGAUCAAACUUGCCAUCGAGGAUUCGUCAACUUCUGUCCGCCGACGGUGCUCUCGGGCCGUCCAUCAAACUCGACUCUGAGCCUCCUCCUAAGAUCAAAGCCUUUAUCAAUAAGGUGAUACAGUGUCCAUUACAAGAUAUAGCAAUACCUCUUUCCGGUUUCCGUUGGGAGUACAGUAAGGGUAAUUUUCACCAUUGGAGGCCGCUUUUUCUGCAUUUUGAUACAUAUUUCAAGACAUACUUGUCUUCUAGGAAUGACCUACUCUUGUCAGAUAAAAUCUUAGAAGAUGAUAGUCCAUUUCCAAAGCAUGCAGUACUACAAAUUUUGAGAGUGAUGCAAACAAUUUUAGAAAAUUGCCAUAACAAGAGUUCAUUUGAUGGCUUAGAGCAUUUCAAGCUCCUACUUGCAUCAACAGAUCCUGAGGUUCUUAUAGCUGCAUUAGAAACACUUUCUGCACUAGUGAAAAUAAACCCCUCCAAGCUGCACGCUAGUGGGAAGAUGAUUGGUUGCGGUUCAGUAAACACAUAUCUCCUGUCUUUGGCACAGGGCUGGGGAAGCAAGGAAGAGGGGUUGGGUUUAUAUUCAUGCGUCAUUGCAAACGAGACUACCCAAGAUGACGGGCUGAAUUUGUUCCCAUCUGAUGUAGAAAAUGAUUCUGACAAGUCUCAGUGUCGAAUGGGUUCUACACUCUAUUUUGAAGUGCAUGGGAAUGCCCAAAGUACAGAGGAAAGCUCCAGCAAUGUAAAUAAUUCUUCCAGUUUGGGGGUUAUACAUAUGCCAGAUCUGCAUUUGCAGAAGGAGGAUGAUUUGAAGAUGAUGGAACGAUGUAUAGAGGAGUACAGGGUACCUUCUGAGCUCCGGUUCUCACUGCUGACUAGAAUCAGAUAUGCUCGUGCCUUCCGUUCUCCGAGAAUAUGUAGGCUGUACAGCAGGAUUUGCCUUCUUGCAUUUAUUGUGCUCGUUCAGUCUAGUGAUGCUCAUGAAGAACUUGUUUCCUUCUUUGCUAAUGAGCCAGAGUAUACUAAUGAACUAAUCAGAAUUGUCCGGUCUGAAGAAUCAGUUUCUGGAACCAUCAGAACCCAAGCAAUGCUUGCCUUGGGAGCUCAGCUAGCUGCGUAUUCAGCAUCUCAUGAGCGGGCACGAAUCUUGAGUGCAUCCAGUAUCAGUUUUGCAGGGGGCAAUCGUAUGAUACUCCUGAAUGUGCUCCAGAGAGCUGUUUUAUCACUUAAAAACUCCAACGAUCCAACUUCUCUUGCUUUUGUUGAAGCCCUUCUUCAGUUCUAUUUGCUCCAUGUGGUUUCAUCAUCAACUACGGGGAGUAAUGUUAGAGGGUCAGGCAUGGUUCCAACAUUCUUGCCUCUUUUGGAGGAUUCUGAUCCUUCGCACUUGCAUCUAGUCUGUUUUGCUGUCAAAACUCUACAAAAGCUCAUGGAUUACAGUAGUUCAGCCGUGUCUCUUUUUAAAGAGUUGGGGGGAGUUGAACUUUUGGCUCAGAGACUACAGAUAGAGGUACACCGGGUUAUUGGUUUGGCUGGCGAUAAUGAUAAUUCAAUGGUCAUUGGCGAAAGCUCAAGAUACAGUGAUGACCAGUUGUACUCACAGAAGAGGCUCAUUAAAGCUUCGUUGAAGGCACUUGGGUCUGCUACGUAUGCUGCUGGGAAUUCCACCAGAGCGCAACACUCCCAUGACAGUUCUUUACCUGCAACUCUUUCUCUGAUAUUUGCAAAUGUAGAAAAAUUUGGUGGUGACAUUUAUUACUCUGCUGUGACUGUUUUGAGUGAAACUAUCCACAAAGACCCAACUUGCUUUUCUGCUUUGCAUGAAAUGGGGCUUCCAGAUGCAUUUAUAUCUUCAGUUGUAGCAGGAGUUCAUCCAUCUGCGAAGGCUCUUACAUGUGUACCUAAUGGUCUUGGUGCUAUUUGUCUUAAUGCCAAAGGCUUGGAGGCUGUGAAGGAAAGGUCAGCAUUACGCUUUCUUGUUGACAUCUUCACCAGCAAGAAAUAUGUUGUGGCGAUGAAUGAAGCUAUUGUUCCUUUGGCAAAUGCAGUGGAAGAGCUUUUGCGCCAUGUAUCAUCACUAAGAAGUACUGGUGUUGAUAUUAUCGUUGAAAUCAUUGAUAAAAUUGCUGCCUUCACUGAUAGCCACAGCACAGGGGCAGGAGGAAAGGCAAAUGGGAGUACUGCUAUGGAAAUGGAUUCUGAAGACAAAGAAAAUGAAGGUCAUUGCUGUCUGGUCGGUUCUGCUGAUUCAGCUGCAGAUGGGAUCGGUGAUGAGCAGUUCAUUCAAUUAUCCAUCUUUCAUUUGAUGGUACUGGUCCACAGAACAAUGGAGAAUUCCGAAACAUGUCGGUUGUUUGUUGAGAAUACCAUGGUUUUCAAGGGUUUUACUCAACAUCACUCUGCUGCACUUGCCCGUGCAUUCUGCUCCUCCCUCAGGGACCACCUAAAGAAAGCUUUGUCUGGAUUUGGGGCAGUUUCAGGGUCCUUUUUGUUGGAACCUAGGAUGGCCUUGGAUGGUGGAAUCUUUUCUUCUCUGUUUCUUGUUGAGUUCCUUUUAUUUAUUGCUGCCUCAAAGGACAAUCGCUGGGUAACGGCAUUGCUUACUGAAUUUGGAAAUGGUAGCAAGGAUGUUGUUGAAGAUAUAGGGCGUGUCCAUCGUGAAGUUUUGUGGCAGAUUGCUCUUCUAGAAGAUACCAAGUCUGAGGUGGUGGAUGACAGUGCUGGUUCUGCUACUACUGAGUCACCACAGUCAGAAACAAAUACAAGUGAAACUGAAGAGCACAGGUUCAACUCUUUUAGGCAGUUCCUUGAUCCACUUCUCAGAAGAAGGACAUCUGGGUGGAGCAUUGAAUCCCAGUUUCUAGACCUUAUUAGCCUAUAUCGUGACCUCGGUCGUGCCAGUUCUCAACAAAGAACACAUUCUGAUGGUCCUUCGAAUCUUCGGAUUGGAUCCAGUCAGCAAUUCCAUCCUUCUGGGUCUUCAGAUGCCGUUGGUCCUCUUAAUAGAAAGGAGCAUGACCAGCAGAGGUCCUAUUAUACUUCUUGCUGUGAUAUGGUAAGAUCACUUUCUUUUCACAUUACCCAUCUGUUUCAGGAGCUGGGGAAGGUCAUGUCGCUACCAUCUCGUCGACGGGAUGAUGUUGUGAAUGUUUCCCCUUCUGCAAAAUCGGUGGCUUCUACUUUUGCAUCCAUUGCAUUCAAUCACUUGAACUUUGAAGGGCAUGCAAAUUCUUCUGGAUCUGAGGCUUCCAUAUCAACUAAAUGUCGGUAUUUUGGUAAAGUUAUUGAUUUCAUUGAUGUCAGUCUACUAGAGAGACCAGAUUCAUGUAAUGCCGUUUUGCUAAAUUGCUUAUAUGGACAUGGAGUUGUCCAGUCAGUUUUGAAAACAUUUGAAGCUACAAGUCAAUUGCUCUUCACAGUUAGGGUUCCUGCAUCUCCCAUGGAAACGGAUGAUGGGAAUGCAAAGCAGGAUGAAAGGGAAGAUACUGACCAUUCAUGGAUUUAUGGUCCUUUAGCUAGCUAUGGAAAACUUAUGGACCACCUGGUAACGUCUUCUUUCAUAUUAUCUCCUUUUACAAAACACUUGCUAGCACAACCCCUGGCAAAUGGAAAUAUUCCUUUUCCACGCGAUGCUGAGACUUUUGUAAAGGUCCUCCAAUCUAUGGUGCUGAAGGCAAUUCUUCCUCUCUGGACUCAUCCCCAGUUUGUUGAUUGUAGUUAUGAUUUUAUUAGUGCUGUUAUUUCUAUAAUCAGACACAUAUACUCUGGGGUUGAAGUGAAGAAUGUUAGUAGUAGCUCCAGUGCCCGUAUUACUGGCCCGCCUCCUAAUGAGACAACCAUUUCAACAAUUGUAGAGAUGGGCUUUUCCAGGUCUAGGGCGGAAGAAGCUCUGAGGCAAGUUGGAUCAAAUAGUGUGGAGUUGGCUAUGGAGUGGCUGUUUUCCCAUCCAGAGGAGAUUCAAGAAGACGAUGAACUGGCUCGUGCACUUGCCAUGUCUUUGGGUAAUCCGGGUAAUCCUGAAUCAGACACUAAGGAAGCUGGUGCAAAUGACAAUGCUCCGCAGCUUGAAGAGGAGAUGGUCCAACUUCCUCCUGUUGAGGAGUUGUUAUCUACGUGCACAAAGCUUCUGCAGAUGAAGGAACCUCUAGCUUUUCCAGUUCGAGACCUACUUGUGAUGAUAUGCUCCCAAAAUGAUGGUCAAUAUCGGCCUAAUAUCAUCUCGUUCAUUGUUGAUCGGAUAAAAGAAUCUAGUUUGAUUUUUGACAGUGGAAACAGUACCUUGCUAUCUGCUCUUUUUCAUGUUCUUGCUUUAAUUCUUCAAGAAGACGCAGUUGCACGAGAAAUUGCCUCGAAGAAUGGUCUUGUGAAAGUUGCUUCGGAUCUACUCUCCCAAUGGGAUUCUGGUUCAGUUGGUAGGGAGAAACGUGAAGUUCCAAGGUGGGUAACAACAGCUUUUCUUGCUAUCGACCGGCUGUUGCAGGUGGAUCAAAAACUGAAUUCUGAAAUUGCAGAGCAGUUGAAGAAGGAUGGUGUUAGUAGCCAGCAAACAUCACUUAGCAUUGAUGAGGAUAAGCAAAAUAAGUUGCAGUCUGCAUUGGGAGUAUCUUCAAAGCAUAUAGAAGUAAAAGAUCAGAAGAGGCUUAUUGAGAUUGCUUGUUCUUGUAUCAGGAACCAGCUUCCUUCCGAAACAAUGCAUGCUGUUCUGCAGCUUUGCUCUACUCUCACCAAAACUCAUGCUGUUGCGGUUCAUUUUCUUGAUGCUGGGGGUUUAAGUUUAUUGCUUUCUUUGCCGACAAGUAGCCUCUUUCCUGGGUUUGACAAUAUUGCUGCUACCAUUAUCCGCCAUGUUCUUGAAGAUCCUCAAACUCUUCAGCAGGCAAUGGAAUUUGAGAUAAGGCACAACCUUGUGGCUGCUGCCAACAGGCAUUCCAAUGGUAGGGUUUCUCCCCGCAAUUUUCUAUCAAGUCUAAGUUCUGCCAUUUCUCGGGAUCCUGUGAUAUUUAUGCGUGCUGCUCAGUCUAUUUGUCAAGUUGACAUGGUUGGUGAAAGGCCUUACAUUGUUUUGCUGAAAGAUCGUGACAAAGAUAAAAGCAAAGAAAAGGAAAAGGAGAAGGAUAAAUCUUUGGACAAAGAAAAAACACUGAUGGCUGAUGGUAAAGCUGCUCUGGGUAAUUUAAAUUCAGUAGCUUCUGGGAAUGGACAUGGCAAGGUUCAUGAUUCAAAUUCAAAGAGUGCAAAAGUUCAUAGAAAGUAUCCCCAGAGUUUUGUGUGUGUGAUUGAGCUUCUUCUAGAUUCUGUGUGCACUUAUGUACCUCCUUCUAAAGAUAAUGUUGUCGUUGAUGUUCUCCAUGAUACACCAUCUUCAACUGACAUGGAAAUUGAUGUUGCUGCUAUUAAAGGGAAGGGAAAAGCUAUUGCCUCGGUGUCUGAAGAUAACGAAGCUGGUACCCAAGAGGCUCCUGCAUCUCUUGCAAAGGUUGUUUUUGUUUUGAAGCUUCUGACAGAGAUCUUAUUGAUGUAUGCUUCAUCUGCUCAUGUUCUGCUUCGGAAAGAUGCUGAAAUUGGUAGUUGCAGGGCCCCUAGUCAAAAGGGUCCUACUUCUGUAUGCACUGGUGGAAUAUUUCACCAUGUUCUUCAUAAGUUUCUUCCAUACUCACGCAGUGCCAAGAAGGAAAAGAAAGCAGAUGGUGAUUGGAGGCACAAAUUAGCAAGCAGGGCUAGCCAGUUUUUGGUUGCAUCAUGUGUUCGUUCUUCUGAGGCAAGGAAGAGAGUUUUUACUGAGAUCAGUUAUAUUUUUAAUGAUUUUGUUGACUCAUGCAAUGGUUUCCGGCCACCUGACAAUGAAAUACAAGCCUUUUGUGAUCUGCUUAAUGAUGUUCUGGCUGCUCGUACUCCUACUGGUUCAUACAUUUCUGCGGAAGCUUCUGCCACUUUUAUAGAUGCUGGUCUGGUCGGAUCAUUGACUCGAUGCCUCCAAGUGCUGGACCUGGACCAUGCUGACUCGCCUAAAGUUGUUACCGGUCUUCUCAAAGCUCUCGAGUUAGUAACCAAAGAACAUGUCCAUUCUGCUGACUCAAAUGCUGGUAAGGGUGACAAUUCUACAAAACCUCCUGAUCAUAAUCAAUCUGGAAUGGCAGAUAAUAUUGGUGAGAGAUCCCAAUCUAUGGAAACACCAUCCCAGUCCCACCAUGAUUCUGCACCAGCCGAGCACAUUGAGUCUUUUAAUGCGGUCCAGUCUUUUGGUGGUUCUGAAGCUGUCACAGAUGAUAUGGAACAUGACCAAGAUCUUGAUGGAGGUUUUGCUCCUGCUAAUGAAGAUGACUACAUGAAUGAAAAUUCGGAGGAAACAAGGGGUCUUGAAAAUGGCAUUGAUACUAUGGGUAUAAGGUUUGAAAUACAGCCUCAUGAGCAAGAAAAUCUUGAUGAUGACUCUGAUGAUGAUGAUGAGGAUAUGUCUGAGGAUGAUGUAGAUGAAGUAGAUGAUGAUGAAGACGAGGACGAUGAGGAGCAUAAUGAUCUCGAAGAUGAAGUCCAUCACCUGCCACAUCCUGACACUGAUCAAGAUGAUCAUGAGAUGGACGAUGAUGAAUUUGAUGAGGAAGUAUUAGAGGAAGAUGAUGAAGAUGAGGAGGAUGAGGAGGAUGGAGUUAUACUGAGGCUGGAGGAAGGCAUAAAUGGGAUUAACGUUUUUGACCAUAUUGAGGUUUUUGGUAGAGAUCACGGUUUUCCCAAUGAAACACUUCAUGUGAUGCCAGUUGAGGUUUUUGGUUCUAGGCGUCAAGGGCGCACUACUUCUAUUUACAGUCUUCUGGGUAGAACGGGUGAGAAUGCAGCUCCAUCAAGGCAUCCUCUUCUGGUUGGACCUUUGUCGCUGUCGUCAGCCCCGCCUAGGCAAUCAGAUAAUGCCCGUGAUGCAGUCUUACCAGAUAUAAACUCAGAGGUCACAUCUUCAAGAUUGGAUAAUAUUUUCCGAUCACUGAGGAAUGGGCGCCAUGGACACCGCCUGAACUUGUGGAUGGAUGAUAACCAGCAAGGUGGUGGAUCAAAUGCAAGUGCAGUGCCACAUGGACUUGAGGAUUUGCUUGUGUCCCAAUUGAGGCGACCAACGCCUGACAAGCCUUCUGAAGAGAAUAAUACAAAAUCAGUGGAUUCUCAGAACAAAGGUGAAACUGUAGAGUUACAAGAAUCAGAAACAGGUGUAAGGCCUGAAAUUCCCGUUGAAAACAAUGUCAAUAUUGAAAGUGGAAAUUUGCCUCCUCCUGAUACAAUUGAUAACUCUGGCAAUGCUGAUCUGAGACCAACUACAGUGAGUGAGUCUGUACAAGCAAUGGACAUGUCUAGCAUGCAUCCACAGUCCGUUGAGAUGCAGUUUGAACACAAUGAUGCAGCUGUUCGGGAUGUAGAAGCUGUGAGCCAGGAAAGUGGUGGAAGUGGAGCAACUUUAGGGGAGAGCCUUCGUAGCCUUGAUGUUGAAAUUGGGAGUGCUGAUGGUCAUGAUGAUGGUGCAGAGAGGCAAGCUUCUGCUGAUAGAAUGCCACUAGGUGAUUCACAGGCAGCUCGAGGAAGAAGAACAAAUGUCUCUUUCGGUAAUUCUGCCACUGUCAGUGCAAGAGAUGUUUCUCUGCAUAGUGUAACUGAAGUUUCUGAGAAUUCUAGCCGGGAGGCAGAUCAGGAGGGUCCAGCAGCAGAACAGCAACUUAACAGUGACGCUGGUUCUGGGGCAAUUGAUCCUGCUUUCUUGGAUGCUCUUCCAGAGGAGUUGCGAGCUGAAGUUCUCUCAGCACAACAGGGUCAAGCAGCGCCACAGUCAAGUGCUGAGCCUCAAAAUGCUGGAGAUAUUGAUCCGGAAUUCCUUGCUGCCCUUCCUCCUGAUAUCAGAGCAGAAGUUUUAGCCCAACAGCAAGCUCAAAGGCUACAUCAGUCUCAGGAACUGGAAGGUCAACCAGUUGAAAUGGACACAGUCUCAAUAAUUGCAACAUUUCCUUCAGAUUUGCGUGAAGAGGUUCUAUUAACCUCAUCUGAUGCUAUACUUGCCAAUCUUACACCUGCUCUAGUUGCGGAGGCAAACAUGUUACGUGAAAGAUUUGCCCAUCGUUAUAAUCGCACCUUAUUUGGUAUGUAUCCUAGAAACCGUAGGGGUGAGACUUCAAGACCGGGUGAAGGCAUUGGAUCUAGCCUGGAAAGAAUUGGGGGAAGCAUUGCCUCACGUAGGUCUAUUGGUGCUAAGGUAGUUGAAGCUGAAGGAGCUCCCUUGGUUGACACAGAGGCUCUGCAUGCAAUGAUCCGUGUACUCCGCGUUUUUCAGCCUCUGUAUAAAGGCCAGCUGCAGAAGCUUCUGUUGAAUUUAUGUGCUCAUAAUGAAACCCGAAAUUCUCUUGUGAAAAUCCUCAUGGACAUGCUAAUGCUUGAUACAAGAAAGUCUGCUGAUCACUCAACUGCUGCUGAGCCCUCGUAUCGGCUUUAUGCUUGCCAGAGUAAUGUGAUUUGUUCACGUGCACAAUCUGGUGUUCCUCCAUUGGUAUCUCGACGGAUUCUCGAAACUCUGACUUAUUUGGCUCGACAUCAUCCUAAUGUGGCAAAGAUUUUGCUUAACCUGAGGUUGCCUCAUUCUGCCCUGCAAGAACCAGAUAAUAUUGAUCACACACGUGGCAAAGCUGUGAUGGUUGUUGAAGAGACUGGAUCAAAUAAAAGUCAUCAGGAAGGAUAUCUAUCUAUUGCUUUGCUUUUGAGCCUCUUGAAUCAACCCCUUUAUUUGUUCAGAAGUAUAGCUCAUCUUGAACAGCUUCUUAACUUAUUGGAGGUCAUCAUUGAUAAUGCUGAAAGCAAGUCAUCUGACAAACCGGGGGUUGGGGUUUCUGUUUCUGAGCAACCUUCUGCUCCUCAAAUUUCAGCUUCAGACGCUGAGAUGAAUACAGAUUCUGGUGGGACUUCUGUUGUAGAUGGUACGCCAGAUAAGGUUGAUGAUUCCUCCAAACCAACUUCUGGUGCAAGUAACAAAUGCAAUACUGAAAGUGCUCUGCUUAACCUCCCGCAAGCAGAACUGCGCCUUCUAUGCUCACUGCUUGCACGAGAAGGGCUGUCAGAUAAUGCAUAUACUCUUGUAGCAGAGGUAAUGAAGAAGUUGGUGGCAAUAGUUCCUCCCCAUUCGAACCUGUUUAUUACUGAGCUGGCAGAUGCUGUUAGAAAUUUGACUAGAGCUGCUAUGAAUGAGUUGCACACGUUUGGUCAAACAGUGACAGCACUACUCAGUACCAUGUCUUCUGUUGGAGCUGCUAUUUUAAGAGUUCUGCAGGCAUUAAGUUCCCUUGUUGCCUCUUUGAUGGAGAAAGAGAAGGAUCCACAGAUUCAUGCAGAAAAGGAGCAUACUGUUUCUCUUUCUCAGGUUUGGGACAUCAAUGCGGCUUUGGAACCUUUGUGGCUUGAGCUGAGCACUUGCAUAAGUAAGAUAGAGAGCUAUUCAGAUUCUGCCCCUGAUUUGGCAGCUUCAUAUAAAGCUUCCACAUCUAAGCCAUCUGGUGUAAUUCCUCCACUGCCUGCCGGCACUCAGAACAUCUUGCCAUACAUAGAAUCUUUCUUUGUCGUGUGUGAGAAGUUGCAUCCUGGGCAGCCAGGCCCUGGCAAUGACUUUAGUGUUGCUGCGGUUUCUGAGGUUGAUGAUGCAAGUACAUCUGCUGGCCAGCAGAAAACCUCAGGUCCCACAUUGAAAAUUGAUGAAAAGCAUGUUGCUUUUUUGAAGUUCUCAGAGAAGCAUAGGAAAUUGCUAAAUGCUUUUAUCCGUCAAAAUCCGGGUUUGCUAGAAAAGUCUUUCUCACUUAUGCUGAAGGUUCCGCGAUUUAUUGAUUUCGACAACAAGCGGGCUCACUUCAGAUCGAAAAUAAAGCAUCAACAUGAUCAUCAUCACAGUCCUCUAAGAAUUUCAGUAAGAAGGGCAUACAUUCUUGAAGAUUCAUAUAAUCAGCUUCGCAUGCGAUCGACUGAGGAUUUGAAGGGGAGAUUGACAGUUCACUUUCAAGGAGAGGAAGGUAUUGAUGCAGGUGGACUUACAAGGGAAUGGUAUCAGUUGUUGUCCAGGGUUAUUUUUGACAAGGGGGCACUACUAUUUACAACUGUGGGCAAUGAAUCAACAUUUCAGCCGAAUCCCAACUCUGUUUACCAAACAGAACACCUUUCAUAUUUCAAGUUUGUUGGGCGAGUGGUUGGGAAAGCACUUUUCGAUGGCCAGUUAUUGGAUGUUCAUUUCACGCGAUCUUUCUACAAGCACAUUUUGGGGGCUAAGGUCACUUAUCAUGAUAUUGAGGCCAUUGAUCCUGAUUACUUUAAAAAUCUCAAGUGGAUGCUUGAGAAUGAUAUAAGCGAUGUGCUAGACCUUACUUUCAGCAUUGAUGCUGACGAGGAAAAGCUGAUACUAUAUGAAAGGACAGAAGUGACAGACUAUGAACUGAUUCCUGGUGGCCGGAACAUAAAAGUUACAGAGGAAAAUAAGCACCAAUAUGUUGAUUUAGUUGCGGAGCAUCGGUUAACAACUGCUAUUCGUCCUCAGAUAACUGCAUUUUUGGACGGAUUCACUGAAUUGAUUACCGGAGAACUAAUAUCCAUUUUUAAUGACAAGGAAUUAGAACUACUGAUCAGUGGACUUCCAGAUAUUGAUUUGGAUGACAUGAGGGCAAAUACUGAAUAUUCUGGAUACAGCCCCGCAUCUCCUGUCAUACAGUGGUUCUGGGAGGUUGCCCAAGGUUUUAGCAAAGAGGAUAAAGCUCGUCUAUUGCAGUUUGUGACUGGCACCUCUAAGGUGCCUUUAGAAGGUUUUAGUGCACUUCAAGGGAUUUCAGGCUCACAAAAGUUUCAGAUACACAAGGCGUACGGCAGCGCUGAUCAUUUGCCAUCUGCACAUACUUGUUUCAACCAGUUGGAUUUACCUGAGUAUCCUUCUAAACAACAUCUUGAGGAGAGAUUGCUUCUUGCGAUUCACGAGGCCAAUGAAGGAUUUGGAUUUGGUUAA